This is a messenger RNA of Emys orbicularis (European pond turtle), 824 nucleotides long. It is a transcript of the gene RGS7BP, whose product is annotated as regulator of G protein signaling 7 binding protein. Gene Ontology annotation, biological process: G protein-coupled receptor signaling pathway. The transcript is spliced from 6 exons. The record is from RefSeq and is a predicted model, not a curated record. NCBI's taxonomy places the organism in Eukaryota, Metazoa, Chordata, Testudines, Emydidae. Gene Ontology annotation, cellular component: nucleus; postsynapse; neuron projection. Bases 1 to 768 code for a protein of 255 amino acids.
AUGAGUUCUGCACCGAAUGGCCGCAAGAAGCGCCCCAGGACCGCUGGCUCUAUCUUCCAGAUCAGCAAGCCGCCCCUGCCCGGCAGGGACGGGGAACGCCGGGGCAGCGGCUCGGAGAGCUCCUACAAAACCCAGAGAGCCCUGGAGGACUGCAAGAUGCUUGUUCAGGAGUUCAAUACCCUGGUGGCUCUAUACCGGGAGUUAGUCAUUUCCAUUGGGGACGUCUCCGUCAAUUGUCCGUCUCUACAUGCUGAAAUGCAAAAGACUAGAACCAAAGGAUGUGAGAUGGCCUAUCAGGCGCACCAAAAACUAGCAGCGAUCUCUGGCCCAGAAGAUGGAGAGAUUCAUCCUGAAAUCUGUAGACUAUACAUUCAGUUGCAAUGUUGCUUAGAAAUGUACACAACAGAGAUGCUCAAGUCCAUAUGUCUGCUAGGAUCCCUCCAGUUUCAUCGGAAAGGAAAAGAGCCGUGUGCAACACCCAAGAUCCUAGACAAUAAAAUGGAGGAGAGUUCAGAAGUACCUAUUUUAGAAGACACAUCAUCUUCACCAAUAGAUAUUCAACAGCAUUCAUGGCAGGUUUCAACCUAUAUUGAAAACACUGAAAGAGACAUGAGAGAAAUGAAAAACCUUUUAAGCAAACUCAGGGAGACUAUGCCUUUACCAUUGAAAAAUCAAGAUGAUAGCAGCCUCCUAAACCUGACUCCUUAUCCAUUAGUGAGAAGACCGAAGCGACGAUUCUUUGGACUGUGCUGCCUUGUCUCAAGCUAAAAAAAUUCAGUACAGAAACAACAAGAAAACCAUAACUGUCAUGAAACCAAUAGUAU